AUGGCAGAUAACAUCACCAACCGGGUCCAGAAUUCCACGGAAAGAGAUCCACUCCUGGGCGAUCGUAAACCCCGGAAUGACGAAGAAGCACAUAGCAACGCAGACCACUCAAACAGCGACGAGGCUGAACCUCUGAUCAAAGAGCCCACGACAUCAGAACUCGUCUUAGUCCUCUGCGGCACAUGGCUCGGUUCCUUCCUCGCAGCAAUGGACUCCACCAUCAUCGCUACUCUGACAGCACCCAUAUCCGCAUCGUUUGAUUCGCUGUCAUUGGUAUCUUGGCUUGCAUCAUCCUACUUUAUCGCAAAUGCAGCCUUGCAACCGCUCUCUGGCCGACUGACGGACAUUGUGUCCAGAAAGUGGGGCUUGAUCUUCUCAAACGUUACGUUUGCAGCAGGCAAUUUGAUCUGUGGGCUGGCGCAGAGAGAGUGGGUUAUGAUUUUCGGGAGAGUCGUUGCUGGAUGUGGAGGUGGCGGUCUCACUGCCAUCUCGACGUUUGUGGGCUCUGAUCUCGUACCGCUGCGAAGGCGAGGCGUUUGGCAAGGUGUCGGUAAUGUUUGCUUCGGAUUAGGAGCUGGCCUAGGUGCCGUCUUAGGUGGCUGGAUCAACGACGUGUGGGGAUGGAGGAAGGCCUUCCUCAUCCUUGUCCCCUUUACUGUGCUUUCUUGCAUUCUGGUCACUUGCUUUGUAAACAUCCCUGUGAAGCAAUCUGAGAGGUCUGCGUGGAAGCGGAUUGACUUUCUUGGUGCGUUUGGCCUGAUUACUACGUUGGUGUUGUUAUUGAUUGGCCUCAACUCUGGUGGAACUAUUGUUCCGUGGAACCACCCACUCAUAUAUACAACCCUACCAUUAUCGGCAGUAUCACUCUUUGCGUUUAUCUAUGUCGAGAAUACACACGCCUUGGAACCUAUCAUACCAAUUAAGGUAGUUGCCAAUCGGACAGUGCUCGCGGCUUGCUUCACGAACUGGUUCUUGACUAUGUCAAUUUUCUCAGUUCUCUACUUUGCACCGAUCUACUUUCAGAUUAAAGGUCUUUCAACAACUCAAGCCGGUAUACGCCUGGUGCCACAAUCUCUGGGUGCAGCUGUCGGAUCGAUAAGUACGGGCUUGAUAAUGCGCUGGACAGGCCGAUACUAUUACUUAACAGCGGCAAUAAUGCUUAUUUUCAUCGUUGCAAAUGUCCUCGUCGCAAGCUUCAAUUUGGAUACACCAUUAUGGGUGACUAUAGUAGCGCUAGGGAUGACGGGUAUUGGGUACGCAGGAAUGCUCACAGUCACACUCAUCGCGUUCAUAUCUGCUGUUGCACAUGAGCACCAGGCUGUUGUCACUUCCGCUUCGUACGCAUUUCGAAGUACAGGCAGCGCUAUCGGUAUUACAAUCGCGUCUGCUGUCUUUCAAAACCUUGUCAGCCGUAAUCUGCAGACUGCGAUUGGGGACAGACAAGGGGCCGCGGACGUAAUCAGAAGGCUCAAGGACAAUUUGGAGGUUAUUAAACAUCUACCUGAAGGUUGGAAAGGGGACGUUCAGCAGGCCUACAUGGACAGUGUGAGAGGCGUCUUCUUGACAACGCUAGGUAUCAGCGUUGUUGGCGCUGCUGUGAGCCUUCUCAUGAGAGAGCAUACCCUCUACGCGACUCUUUCUAGAAAAUGA
Molecule: messenger RNA, 1650 nt
Organism: Bacidia gigantensis
Lineage: Eukaryota; Fungi; Ascomycota; Lecanoromycetes; Lecanorales; Ramalinaceae
Exons: 1
Coding region: 1-1650 (549 amino acids)
Biological process (GO): transmembrane transport; basic amino acid transport
Cellular component (GO): fungal-type vacuole membrane
Molecular function (GO): basic amino acid transmembrane transporter activity
Source: RefSeq, a predicted model, not a curated record